Messenger RNA from Daphnia pulicaria, 2191 nucleotides. RefSeq names its product glutamate dehydrogenase, mitochondrial-like (gene Gdh). The transcript is spliced from 10 exons. The coding region runs from base 120 to 1802 and encodes 560 amino acids. Gene Ontology annotation, molecular function: L-glutamate dehydrogenase (NAD+) activity. NCBI's taxonomy places the organism in Eukaryota, Metazoa, Arthropoda, Branchiopoda, Diplostraca, Daphniidae. Gene Ontology annotation, biological process: L-glutamate catabolic process. Gene Ontology annotation, cellular component: mitochondrion. The record is from RefSeq and is a predicted model, not a curated record.
CCAAAGGCCCUGCGCGAGUCUAUAUAGAGCUGCAACUCUCUCACGAUUCCCCUGCACUACUUCCGACGGUCGUGUCGUGACUACUACUCAGCGAAUACAGCUGAACGAAAUUGGGGAAAAUGUUGCGUUUCACAGCAGCUCUGUUGAGAAAUGCCUCUUCUGCUAGCUCACAGAACUUGCUGAAAUUGAGCCCAGCAGCCGUUCAGCAACAGACCAGGCUGAAUUCCGAUAUUGCCUAUGUUAUUCCUGAGCACUUGAAUGGCAUUGAAGAUGCAGAGGAUCCUCUCUUCUUUGAUAUGGUUGAAUUCUUCUACCAUAAGUCAUGCAAAAUCCUGCAGGAGAAAUUGGUUGAGGACUGGAGGGCACCACGAAUGAGCACUGAAGAGAAACGCAAGAAGGUUAAGGGCUUGCUGAACAUCAUUCAACCCUGCCAUCAUGUUUUGGAAGUCUCUUUCCCCCUCAAGAGAGACAAUGGUGACUACGAGAUGAUCACUGGCUACAGAGCCCAGCACAGCCAGCAUCGUCUACCCUGCAAAGGAGGUAUCCGUUACUCCGAUGAGGUCAACAUUGAUGAAGUUAAGGCUUUGUCAGCCUUGAUGACGUUCAAGUGUGCUUGCGUCGAUGUACCGUUCGGUGGAGCCAAAGCUGGAGUCAAAAUCAACCCACGUAAAUAUAGCGAUAACGAAUUGGAGAAAAUCACCCGUCGCUUCACACUUGAGCUGGCCAAGAAAGGCUUCAUUGGACCCGGUAUCGAUGUCCCUGCCCCAGAUAUGGGUACUGGAGAGCGUGAGAUGGCUUGGAUCGCCGAUACUUAUGCUUCCACCAUCGGUUAUAAUGACAUCAACAGCCACGCUUGCGUCACUGGCAAACCCAUCAACCAGGGAGGUAUUCAUGGCCGUGUCUCAGCCACCGGUCGUGGUGUCUUCCACGGUCUAGAGAACUUCUUGAAUGAAGCCUCUUACAUGUCCAUGAUUGGCACUACCCCUGGUAUGGGUGGCAAAUCUGUCAUCAUCCAGGGAUUCGGUAACGUCGGUCUCCAUACCGCAAGGUAUCUGCACCGUGCCGGAGCUACCGUCAUUGGUAUCAUGGAAUACGAUGGCUCAAUCGUCAACCCCACUGGCAUCGACCCGAAGGAACUCGAAGACUACAAACUUCAACACGGUACCAUCGUUGGAUUCCCUGGAGCUCAGCCCUACACUGGUGAAUGCUUGUUGUACGAAAACUGCGACAUUCUAGUCCCAGCUGCUAUUGAGAAGGUUAUCAACAAGCACAAUGCCCACAGGAUUCAGGCCAAGAUCAUCGCCGAAGCUGCCAACGGACCAACUACCCCAGCUGCAGACAAGAUCCUCAUUGAACGCAACAUUUUGGUUAUCCCCGACCUUUACAUCAACGCUGGUGGUGUAACUGUUUCCUACUUCGAGUGGUUGAAGAACUUGAACCAUGUCUCGUACGGUCGUCUGACAUUCAAAUACGAGCGCGAAUCCAACCAUCACCUGUUGGAAUCAAUUGAACAAUCUUUGAAUACGGAAUCGGUUCAGCAGUCCUUGGAAAGGAGAUUUGGUCGUGUUGGAGGAGCUAUUCCCAUCACCCCGUCUGAAUCUUUCCAGAAGAGAAUUUCGGGAGCAUCUGAGAAAGACAUCGUUCACUCUGGCUUGGAUUACUCGAUGGAGCGAUCUGCUAAGGCUAUCAUGCGUACUGCUAUGAAAUACAACCUAGGAAUCGAUUUGCGCAGUGCCGCCUACGUCAACUCGGUCGAGAAAAUCUUCCAAACUUACCGCGAAGCUGGCUUGACUUUCACAUAAGCGUAAACGACCCGUUUUUAAGGUCUACCUGCUGUGUGAUUGAAUAUGAGCAUAGCUUUUUAUAGUGGAGCAAUAACCAUAAGAAAUUUUCAAAGACAGAAGAGUUCGCAAUCAUUUUUGUUAAAGCCUUCUUUAAAAUAUCCAAAAAGUGUUGGGGGAAAAACGUCAGUUCAGCCCGGUGACGACUUAUUUUGUUCAUUAUCAUUAGAAAAAGGGGUCAUCUUUUGUUUCCGUUUUUUUUUCUUUCUUUUUCUCUAUGUGUUCACGCCUCUGCGUUCAAAACACACUCGUGACAGCUUUAAUGCGUAAGAUUACGCAUCAUUUGCAAUCUGGGCAGUGUUACAAGUGCAAGAAGGACAAUACACGGAUCUAAAUCCAGUAUUCAUUUA